UACACGUUAUUUUGAUAAUAUUCUAAAAAAAAAUCUAAAAUAAUAAAGUCCUCGUGAAACAUUCUUUUUUUCUUACUUAUACUGUCGUCAUCUUCAUGCGACUGAAGUUUUAGUCUUCCAGGAAGCGACUCUAAAAGGUAACGUUUGAUUUGAUAAAAGGAGAUCUAAACGAUGUCGGGAAGUUUUUAUUUUGUUAUGGUUGGUCAUCAUGACAAUCCUGUGUUUGAGAUGGAGUUUUUGCCAUCUGGGAAGCCUGAAUCAAAGGAUGAUCACCGUCACCUGAACCAGUUCAUUGCACACGCAGCGCUAGAUUUGGUGGAUGAAAACAUGUGGCUGUCCAAUAGUAUGUACCUGAAAACUGUGGACAAGUUUAACGAGUGGUUUGUGUCUGCAUUCGUCACAGCAGGACAUAUAAGGUUCAUCAUGCUGCAUGAUGUUCGACAAGAAGAUGGAAUCAAAAACUUUUUUAAUGAUGUGUAUGACUUAUACAUUAAGUUUGCAAUGAACCCCUUCUAUGAAAUCAAUGCACCAAUCCGCUCGACGGCGUUUGAGAGGAAGGUCCAGUUCCUUGGAAAGAAACAUCUCCUGAGUUAAUCGCUUUGAGCGGAUUCAGUGUGACAUUCAUCUUUUUGUCGUUUUCCUUUUGUGCAAAACUUGUGUAAAAAUGUUAUUGUCAAAGUUGUGGCUACAACUAUCUUUUGUUCAUUUUUAUUAAAUUCUGACUCUUUGAACCUCUGA
Molecule: messenger RNA, 738 nt
Organism: Nothobranchius furzeri (turquoise killifish)
Lineage: Eukaryota; Metazoa; Chordata; Actinopteri; Cyprinodontiformes; Nothobranchiidae
Source: RefSeq, a predicted model, not a curated record